AUGGUGAAGUUCAAAGGGAAAAGCAAAGGCAGCAGCUCAAGAAAAAUGAAGAAAGACCUAAGCAAAGUAACUUGUUACAACUGCAAGGAAAUGGGACAUUUCAAAUCUGAUUGUCCCAAGUUGAAGAAAGAGGAGAAGCCAAAAGGAGGAAAGAAGAAGGGACUGAUGGCUUCAUGGGAAGACUUGGAAAAUGACUCAGACGAUGAUGAAGAAUCUGAAACUAAGUCACAACCUUCUCUCAUGGCAGAUCAUAUAGAUCAGGUAGUCUUUCACAACCAUAACACUGAAGAUCUUCAUCUUAUGAUAGACCACCUUUUUGGAAAAAUAAGAUGUUUUCUACUUGAUAACCAAGAUCUUGAACAAAAAAUUAUCAUUCUUAAAACUGAAAAUGGUUUUCUCAAGGAAAAGCUAAGGAAGGCCGAAACUGCUUGUGAUCUUGCUGAAGAAAAUAAGCAGUUAAAAGCCCAACUUAGAAGUUGUGAAAGUGACCAUUCCGUUGUUGCAUAUGUGUGCCUAGCAUCCAAACGGAAGGAAAAUAUGUGGUACAUGGACAGCGGAUGUUCUAGGCACAUGACCGGAAAGACAACCUUCUUCAUAAAGCUUGAUGAAUAUGAUGGAGGACUUGUCACUUUCGGUGAUGAUGGUAAAGAAAAGAUAGUGGCCGUUGGUAAAGUUGGAGUAACAACAAGAUCCUCAACCAAAAGACAAUCUGAACCAAGAAACUUUGCACUCUUGUCACAAAUGGAGCCCAACAAUGUCAAACAAGCUCUUGAAGAUCCAUCAUGGGUCAAAGCCAUGCAAGAAGAGCUUGCUUAA
Arachis stenosperma is the source of this 816-nucleotide messenger RNA. RefSeq lists its product as uncharacterized. Gene Ontology annotation, molecular function: zinc ion binding; nucleic acid binding. The transcript has 3 exons. The coding region runs from base 1 to 816 and encodes 271 amino acids. Lineage: Eukaryota; Viridiplantae; Streptophyta; Magnoliopsida; Fabales; Fabaceae. The record is from RefSeq and is a predicted model, not a curated record.